AUGACUGAAUUUCUACGACUUGAGGGAAGAGGCGAGGAUUCAGACACCCCAUGUGUGUGUGGUGCAGCGGAUGCCGUGUUUCGGUGUCAGGAUUGUUUCUCUGUCAAUCUUUCAUGUCGGUGCAUGUUCCUUUUGAGUGGGUUUUUCCACCCUGUUUCAUUGAAAUCUAUGGGCCUGCGCAUCCAACUUGGACACCCCCCCGGUACCACUUGUCGCAAACCAUCGCCUGCAUUUGGCAAUAAUUUCGUGAUUAUUGAUGUCCAUGGUGUGCAUUCAACAGGACUCGAUUUUUGCGGAUGUGAGCAUGAAGUUUUGCAUUUCAAACAACUACUCCGUGCGCGCUUGUUCCCUGCCACAGUGACUGACCCAAGAACAGCGGCAACAUUUGCUGUCUUGGAGUUCUUUCACAUACUUUCCUUCGAGUCUAAGGUAUCCGCCUUUGAAUUCUAUCAUAGCUUGGCGCGGUGGACUGACAACACAGGAAUCAUGCCAAUUCAUGUAGAAGGUCAGGAUCGCUAUUCAGUGUUUCUAAGGAUAGUCCGUGAGUGGAGAAACAUCAAAGCGCUCAAACGUUCAGGUCGUGGCCACCAUCCUGCAGGAAUAGAUUCCACUGAAGACAGAGAUCUGGCUGUUCUCUGCCCUGCCUGCCCGCAUGUAGGGAAAAACCUUCCUACUAAUUGGGAAACUUCAUCUCCAAAUCAGCAAUGGAAGUACGCACUUUUUCUUGCUAUAGACGCCAACUUUCGACUCAAGUGCUGGAUGGUGUCGACCGAUCGACGAGAUCCUGGCCUUAGCAAAGGAUGGGGCUAUUUCGUCGAAGAGAGCAAAUAUAAGCGGUACCUGCGCACCAAUGGUGAAACUCUUCAAGAGAAAAGUAACUGUGUUAGCCAUAAUGCAGUUAAUCUCGCGGAUACGAAGUCAUCAAGGGGACUUGCUGCGACUGGCGUGGGCACCGUGGAUUGUGCACGCCACGAUAUGAAGUUAGCUAAUGGCGUUGGUGACUUACAGAAAGGCGAAAAAUACUUGAAUAUGGACUAUCUUACCAUUAAUUUUUUUGUGCCGAAGUUCCAUAUCGCUGCACACAUCGAAUCCUGCCAGACUCAAUUCUCAUUCAAUUGGACUCCAGGGGUAGGACGGACUGACGGAGAAGCACCUGAGCGUGGAUGGGCAAACAUCAAUCGCGUGGCUGGCAGUACAAAGGAAAUGGGUCCUGGAGCCCAACGCGACACACUCAACGACCAGUUCUCUGAUUGGAACUGGAAGAAGAUUACGGCUCUCGCCAUCGUCGCUGAGAAGGAGCACCGUCUUGCUCUCUGGGAACUUGAGAGCUCUAUCAAUGACUCUGAAGUAGGAGCCGCUUCCCUCGCUGCAUGGAGGACAGAGAUUGAAGCCUGGGAGAUGGACUGCUCGCAGUGUAAUCCAUUCCAGCCCAGAGUUGGCGCAAUGACCCAGGCAUCUGUGCGGUUAGAGUUAGCACAACGGGACGCAAACGAGUUGGAAGAUGGGUCAGCAAUAUCACUCCACAGCGAGGUUACCUGCAGUGUUCUCAUUAGCACUGGAAUUGACCUCGAAGAUGCCCAACGCCGUUUGCGUGUUGAUUCCUUCACGCUCGGUCAGCACGCAACCGAUAUCCAGAGGACUAAGGUCUUAACUCGAAGGAAUGUACUGCAACGUCACCUAGACGCGUGGACCGACAUUCAAAAACUCUACAUGCCAAUGAUUCCAAACCUCCGAAUCUCUGCAAUCCUCCCAACUGGCAUCAACAGUGAUGACAGCGGCUGUCCAGUCCCAGAUCUUACCUCUGGAAAGGCAGAAGACUUUCAAUUGCUUCUGCCUUCCGAGAUAUGUGAUACCGUGCCAUGCAACAAGACACUCCUGGAAACAGAAUGGUCCCUACAUUUUGCCCAAGCUACUGAUUCUCUGAACGAGUGUCGUUCGCAUAUUCGACUGCGCCGUCAGCUGUAUCAGUUCAAGGUCCAGCAUCUACGUGGACAAGGGCCCAACACCCGCGCACGCAAAACUAUGGAUGUAGUUGAGGAACGUCUUAUGCUGAGCCAUGCUAAGUAUACAAGUGCUCGUGAGGCACUUCUCUCCUUAGCUUCGCUUCGUGUCGAAUGGUGCAAAGCCCGAGCACAUCGUAAUAGGUGGUUGGAGGAAGUCCAGCUCUUAUUAGAAGAAAUGCGACGUAUUCUAGCCUUUCUCACAUGGCAGGGAGACUACUGGGAGUCGUGUGCAACCCUACCGACUGUUGAACAACCCAAGGAAAAGGAGGGCGUGAUUGUGUAUGCUCGCCGCCAGGCUCACAUCCGACGAGCUUUAUUAGCAGCUUUUGCGGAACAUUGGAAGAGAGUCCCGCAACUUGGGUCUCUUUGGAUGCGCCUCCUUGUGAGUAUAUCGAGGGACCCGAAGAAUAAUAGCAUUUCUGUACCGUGA
Suillus paluster is the source of this 2433-nucleotide messenger RNA. RefSeq lists its product as uncharacterized. Bases 1 to 2433 code for a protein of 810 amino acids. The transcript is spliced from 13 exons. NCBI's taxonomy places the organism in Eukaryota, Fungi, Basidiomycota, Agaricomycetes, Boletales, Suillaceae. The record is from RefSeq and is a predicted model, not a curated record.